GUCUUUAAUGGUGUCCCGUCAGUGGUUCUGUAUUUCAUUUUCGUGAUACGGCUGAUGCGGAUGUGGCGGCAAGAAGUACCCGCCCUUCCGUUUCCGUACGACGUGCGCACGCGUCGACCGCGCGCCGCGACGCCAUGUUGACAGUGUCUUCCGAUUGACGAAGUGUGAGAGAUAGAAAGGGUAGACAAACAGGAAUUUAACAAUCGGCCGCUGAUAAUCUGGUGCAGAUUCUCACAAACGUGAGAGCUGGUCGUACUGUCGUAACUUUCACACAAGCUGCCCUGUUAAGCCGAGCCGAGAGAGUCGACGCGAUGUCUGACUCUACGGGUGAUCAUGUAGAUGCGUUGGACGAGGAGCCGGACGUGGAGUCCAGUUAUAAGCCUCCACCGGAAAAAUCCAUCGAGCAAAUCUUGGAAACGGACAAAGAAGAUGAGAGUUUACGGAAGUAUAAGGAGACGCUUCUAGGAGAAGCAAAGUCUGGCGGUAUCGUAAUAGAUCCUACUGAUCCUAGAAAGGUAAUAGUGAAGAAAUUGGCGCUGUGCGUCGCUGACCGACCGGAUAUGGAACUAGACUUGACCGGUGAUUUAUCGCAGCUGAAGAAACAGACGUUUAUCAUCAAGGAGGGCGUGAGCUAUAGAAUCAGGAUCGAUUUUAUUGUGCAACGCGAGAUCGUGCAUGGAUUAAAAUAUGUUCAAAAGACUUAUCGCCUUGGUGUACCUGGAAUUACGGUUGACAAAAUGACACAUAUGGUAGGGUCGUAUCCUCCUAAAACAGAGCUUCAGUCUUACACUACUCCAGCUGAGGAUGCACCAGCCGGUGUCGUAGCGCGAGGUUCAUAUAGCGUUAGUUCCCUUUUCACAGACGAUGAUAAACAUGAACAUCUCAAGUGGGAAUGGGCCUUUGAAAUCAAGAAGGAUUGGAAAGAAUAAAUCGUCUUCUACUCCACUUGAAACAAAACCGAAGGACGAUUUAAUUUACAAUUCCUAAUCUUUCUACUUUACGAGUAAUAAUU
This is a messenger RNA of Cyphomyrmex costatus, 1012 nucleotides long. RefSeq names its product rho GDP-dissociation inhibitor. Gene Ontology annotation, cellular component: cytoplasm; cytosol; membrane. Gene Ontology annotation, biological process: Rho protein signal transduction. Gene Ontology annotation, molecular function: protein binding; Rho GDP-dissociation inhibitor activity. Lineage: Eukaryota; Metazoa; Arthropoda; Insecta; Hymenoptera; Formicidae. The transcript is spliced from 5 exons. The record is from RefSeq and is a predicted model, not a curated record. The coding region runs from base 312 to 929 and encodes 205 amino acids.